Molecule: messenger RNA, 1817 nt
Organism: Pseudonaja textilis
Lineage: Eukaryota; Metazoa; Chordata; Lepidosauria; Squamata; Elapidae
Source: RefSeq, a predicted model, not a curated record
GGAAAAAAAAAGUGGAAAGAAAAGAAAAGUUUCUUUGCCGCGUUCGGAGCGGAGAAAGUUUUCUCGGCGCGGGAGGGAAGUUUGGGGGGACGAGGGAGACGCCGGGAUCAGGUUCCCUCAGCAUGUCGGGCCCCACCUGGCUGCCCCCAAAGCAAGCGGGGCUCCUGGCCCAGCCCGAUGUCCCUGCCUCGGGCACAGCCGCCUGCAAUGUCCAGAAGACCUUCGCCUCCGUCCCUGCAGCCCCCAGACCCACCCACCGAACUCCGGAGACCAAUGGGGGGAUGAGCUCAGCGGGGGGGCCCUCCCGAGACCAGCCACCCCCUCCAGGCCCCACUUUCCAUCCCCAGGAUUCUCCUGCGGACUCCCCCUACUCCUCCGUAAGUGAGCGAGGGUCUCGGGGAUCCUGGGAUAGCGCUACACCUCCCAGCUACACCCUGCAGGAGGGAGAAUCGCCGGAGCAGGCGCGUGGCCUUCACCCCACCAACCUCGAUGUCCAGAUAGAUUCGCUUACCAGCAUGUUGGCUGACAUGGAGGGCACCCAGCAACGCCGGAGCGAACGAGCCAACACGGAAUCUGCACCGUAUCCACCUCUGCAGCCUGGUACUCCCAAACCCAGCCCGGCUUCGGCUACUUACAAGCCCACCCUCUCGGGCGGCUUUGUGGCCCCCAAGCCGGAUGCCAAGACCCUGCCUUACGGAGGCCCACCAGGCUCUGGAUCCCCUUACCCAGCCACCCCAGUGCUUCCCUGCCAGUACGGCUCACCCGGCUUGGGGGAUGUCUACGGAUACCACCGUGCCCCGUUGGCACCCAAGCCGUACCCCCAGCCAAUGCCCGCCUCAUACGCCACGGCGUCCUCCUCAGCUGGGCCCCCCUUCAAUGUCCAGGUGAAGGUGGCCAAACCGGUGCUGGGCUACAACCAGCCCAGGCGCAGGGCCGAGCCGGCGUAUGGGCCCCCGUCCCCGCAACUAGGAUAUGGAGGGAAACCUCCCCCGCAAUAUGCCACCGAACCGGGGUCCCGUCCGCGCCCCCAUGAGGCCGAGCCUUGGUACCCAGAGCCUCCCUCCUAUGGCCAGCAACUGGGCGAGGGGGAAUUCUAUGCCGGCCCUGCAGGGCAGGGAAGGUUGGCACCGGCGGGGCAGUUCCAGUCUGGAUUGGUGAAAGCUGGGAAGGACGAGUUGACGGUGCCUCCGGUUCCUGCUGGCAUUGGGGGGCUGAGGUUCCCCCAUCAGCUUCCCUUGUGCCGCCCAGAAGAGGAGCUGGACCGUCUGACCAAGAAAUUGAUGUACGACCUGAACAAUCCUCCCACCGCGGAAUAUUUUGGCCGCUGCGCUCAGUGCGGGGAAAACGUGGUAGGCGACGGGACGGGCUGCGUGGCCAUGGACCAGGUCUUCCACGUCGAGUGCUUCACCUGUGCUACCUGCCGGUGCCGCCUGCGGGGACAGCCGUUCUACGCCAUUGACCGCCGGUCGUACUGUGAAUCCUGCUAUAUUGUGACCUUGGAGAAAUGUUCCAUGUGCUCCAAGUCCAUCAUGGAUCGGAUCCUGCGGGCCAUGGGCAAAGCUUACCACCCCCAGUGCUUCACCUGUGUGGUUUGCCACCGCUGCCUUGAUGGGAUCCCCUUCACCGUGGACGCCACCAGCCAGAUCCACUGCAUUGAAGAUUUCCACCGGAAAUUCGCCCCCCGAUGCUCUGUGUGCGGUGAAGCCAUCAUGCCCGAACCAGGUCAGGAGGAGACGGUGCGCAUCGUGGCCCUGGAUCGCAGCUUCCACAUCAACUGCUACAAGUGCGAGGUGAGCCGCGACGGGGGGGCUCCCUAA